AGCUUACAUUGUAUACGAACGGCUAGCUUGAACGCUUAACGUGCAGAGCAAAUGAUCGAUUUUUAAACAUUUCCAAACCCCAGAACGAGACGGACGAUUGGCGGAUUGUACCUACACAUAUUUUAAGAUGUCAAAAAACAAGUGCUAAAGACCUAUCCUUUAAACCACUACCACUUAGCGCCGCAUUAGCAUCCUCGGAACCGACCGUGUAUUUGCUCCUCCGGGUAUUAGCCGCUCGCUGUGGAUUUCAAACCCGGUGUUAGCCGCUCUCCAUGCCCGAGCAAGGCCCGAGAAUGAAUAGCUUCUCCCUCGGCGAGUUGUGCUGGCUCUUCUGCUGCCCGCCCUGUCCGAGUCGCAUCGCGGCUAAAUUAGCAUUUCUGCCGCCCGAACCCACAUAUUCCGUCCACACGGACCCGAGCGGCGCGACUAGCCUGCACCUCACCGAGCGCGCUGACUGGCAGUACUCGCAACGGGAGCUCGAUGCCGUGGAAGUUCUCGUGACCCGAACCAGCCGCGGCAACCGGGUCGGUUGUAUGUUCGUCCGCUGCGCGCCCGCGAGCCGCUACACGCUGCUGUUCUCCCACGGGAACGCCGUGGAUCUGGGCCAGAUGUGCAGCUUCUACAUCGGCCUCGGCUCCAGGAUCAACUGCAACGUGUUCUCCUACGAUUACUCGGGUUACGGGGUCAGCACUGGAAAACCGUCCGAGAAGAACCUGUACGCGGACAUCGAAGCGGCCUGGCAGGUGCUGAGGAACAAGUAUGGAGUGACUCCUGAAAACAUCAUCCUGUAUGGUCAGAGUAUAGGGACGGUGCCGACUGUAGACCUGGCAUCGCGGUACGAAUGCGCAGCGGUCAUCCUCCACUCACCUCUUAUGUCUGGCCUACGUGUGGCCUUUCCUGACACCCGCAAAACCUACUGCUUUGAUGCAUUCCCAAGCAUCGACAAAGUAUCCAAGGUGGCGUCUCCGGUCCUGGUCAUCCACGGCACAGAAGAUGAAGUGAUCGACUUCUCGCACGGUUUGGCCAUUUACGAGCGAUGCCCACGUGCCGUGGAGCCCCUGUGGGUAGAAGGCGCUGGGCACAACGACAUCGAGCUCUACGCCCAAUACCUCGAGAGACUCAAACAGUUCAUCACGUUUGAGCUGGCUACCUCCUGAAAACACACACACACACAAACACACGUGUCCCUUUACCCAGAGCCGAGGACGCCAUCAGUACUUGCACUUGCUGAAGGAGUUAAAAAAGAAGCUCUCUCUUGAUAUGUAGGAGCAGGGCCUUUUUUUCAUUCCUACCGAGGGGGAAGACGACACAUUUCAAAUGAUUUCCAACCACUUUCUAUUCUUUUAUACUUGACGAACGUUUGACAUUUUUGCACCGCAUCCAGUACGUUGCGUUUAACAUUUCCUUUCUUUAUAAAUGCUCCUCAAAGGGUUUAAGUAACCGAUUGCACUUUUAUCGUGCAACAUUUUCAGGUUGUUAUUUUGUUUGUUUGUUUGUUUGAUUUGUAGGGAAUUAUGCAUUCCGUUUUCUUAUGUUUCCAGUAGAUUAGAUCAUGAUGAAUCAGUGACUGACAUUAUUAUUAUUUUUUUUUUUUGAUAUAUAUAUGUGGCCAGUUUGUGUGUAUGUGUGUGAGAGUGCGUGAGUUUAAGUGUAGCUUGGGCUAAUUAAAACUGGAAGACCUGUGGAAAGUAAGUUGACCUGUGAAUAAUUGUCCGUGCUUUUCGAAUACGGUGGGAAAGCGUUGGCGUAUUGUGUUGAAACAACAUGGUGCUUUGUCGCAACACAGCAAUCAGGGCAUUGUUUCGGCGUAAACACUACAUUUGUGCGUUGUAUAAAGAGAAACAAAAAAAAUAAUGUGAAAUUUCGAGCUCUCUUUGUUGGUUUUUUGCAUCGGUGUUACUAAAAAAGCCUUAUGUUCUCUGACGUUUCGCUCCGACAUUCCUGUCAGUGAAUUUUAUUUGUGUUACUAUUAUUUCUGGAAAUGGGAUUUCGACGAUUUUCUCUGGGCUCCUGCACGCUGCUACUCGAUUGGGGAAAAUCACUGUGAAAAACUGAUUUAAAUAUGGUAUGUUUUGAAGUUUCUCCCCCUUUUCCAGAAUCACAUUACCCAGGAAAACGUUAAAGUCAUUGAUUAAACGUCGAUGUUUUCCUCAUUCGGCGAAUGAAGGACUUGGAACGAUUGGAUGAAGGAUGUCGAUUGCUACCAAAAUGGUGCGUUGUUUUGAUUGUAUGUUUUUAACGCAUAGCAGUUGUUGUUGGUUGACUUGAUUGUUUUGCUGUAAGGUUACGCGAUGACGGUUCAUGUUUGCUGUUGAUCUCCAGUGGAGAUUUGUUUUUGUUUUUGUAAGGAAUGGCAGACACCGAUAACAUCUGAGCCCAUCAUUGCUUUUGAUACUGACGUUUUUACAAUGUUUUUUCAGUGAUUAUUAAUAUUUACACCUCUUUUAAUGCUGGUUUGUAAGAUAACCGUACUGUACACCCCCUCACCCCCCUCUCUCGCUCUUUCUCUAUAAAUAUAUAGGUAUGUAAAAUAUGAAGUAAAUGGUAUUUAGCUUUGAUUUUUGUUUUGUUUUUUUAUUAUUGACACUGGAAUCACAGUAUGCAAAUAUAAUGCAGAGAAAACGAUAGUUGGUACAGACACAUGCGUGUAGUUUUUUUAUUUUAGAUAUCUUUAAAGCCUUAAAUGUGCCGAGAGACAGAUUAUUGUUCUUUCUGUUGGUUGUUGCUUUGUCGCAACACAGUGGAUAUUGUACUGCUUAUAAAGGAAUAAAGGAUGCAUGGAAACCCAAA
This is a messenger RNA of Danio rerio (zebrafish), 2790 nucleotides long. RefSeq names its product abhydrolase domain containing 17C, depalmitoylase (gene abhd17c). NCBI's taxonomy places the organism in Eukaryota, Metazoa, Chordata, Actinopteri, Cypriniformes, Danionidae. Gene Ontology annotation, molecular function: palmitoyl-(protein) hydrolase activity. The record is from RefSeq and is marked provisional. Gene Ontology annotation, cellular component: recycling endosome membrane; dendritic spine; postsynaptic density membrane.